This is a messenger RNA of Drosophila grimshawi, 2697 nucleotides long. RefSeq names its product YTH domain-containing family protein (gene Ythdf). Gene Ontology annotation, cellular component: cytoplasm. The transcript has 10 exons. NCBI's taxonomy places the organism in Eukaryota, Metazoa, Arthropoda, Insecta, Diptera, Drosophilidae. The record is from RefSeq and is a predicted model, not a curated record. The coding region runs from base 142 to 2271 and encodes 709 amino acids. Gene Ontology annotation, biological process: mRNA destabilization. Gene Ontology annotation, molecular function: N6-methyladenosine-containing RNA reader activity; mRNA binding.
UGUACAUGUGUAAAUGAGUGUAGCUCUGUAUGUGGAAAAUACAUACUAUAAAUUAUUAAAGAGUUUUUGACUGCAAAUUUGAAGUCCGUUGUGUUUAUUUAUUAUUUUUUUGCUAUCAAAGAAAGCUGAAUUCGGCAGCAAAUGUCAGGCGUGGAUCAGAAUAAAUCAGGAACUGCAGCUAAAUCUGUUGAGGAGCGUAAUAUACCAUGGAGCCAACAAGUCGAUGAGGCCUCCUAUGAAAACCUGUCUUCUCCAGCCAUCGAUGAUAACUCGGGUACUCAAAGCUCAAUGCAGUUCCAAUUUCCACCGUUUAAUGUAAAAGAAAAUAAUAGUUUACCAUUGGGUAACGUGGGCAAAGGACGUAAAACAUCUCACAAUCAUGAUACAAAAAAAAAAUAUGGAAAUCCAGGUUCUCACAAUAAUCCAAAACGUGACGAUCAGCAAUUAAAUGCUUGGAGCUCUAGACGACUUUUUGCAGAAAGUUCUGCGACCUCUAUACGGAUGAAUCAAAAUGAGGAUGGACAGUCAUCAAAAUUGGACAAUCGCACGUGUGAACCUUUGGAUGAAAUUAAGAUUCCCGCAAUUAACGUUGCACCAAAAAAGACAACAUGGGCUUCAAUCGCUUCGCAACCAGCAAAAAUAACUUCGAAAACAACCUUUACCGCUUCCAGCCAUAAGAAGAAAGGUCCCGGCAUGCCGCCACCCCCCAUGGUACCCGGAAAGCAUAAUUUAGAUGUUAAUGUAUGGGAUAUGCCAAACAGUAAUCCACCGCUAGUACCAUCCCCGCCUUUACCAAUUGAUUUGUCCUAUUCGGAAGUUAAUUUUUCUGUAACGACUAGCGAAGAACCAUCACCUGCCACUCGAUCUGAAAAAGAUGAAUGCCAUAGGUUGGCCAAUAACAGUAAUUUUGCUUGCGCUAAACCUUCGCCGAAUGGACAAGCACGAAAAAACUGGGUUGCACCGCCGCAAUCUGUUCAUCAUCAAGAAAUACGACAAACGAGCAGUACUACUGCUCAACCUGUCCGGCGAACUGUCCCUGUCGGCAAUCAAAUGCGGUUUAACGAUCGUAGAGGAAAUUUCGGUGGAAUUCGCAAUGACUAUGACACAAACGUUAGACAUGAAAAUAACCGAGAUGAAAAUAGUCCACAUGUUGCACCAAGUGCAUCUAAACCUGAAGAGGCGACGGCUGAUCCACAAAUAUUAUUGGACGAAUUGAAGGACAAGAACAACUAUAAUCCAACAGAAAUCGAUUUAAAUAAAGCAACUUCCGCACGGUUUUUUGUCAUAAAAUCUUAUUCUGAAGAUGACAUUCAUCGCAGUAUAAAAUAUGAGAUCUGGUGCUCAACAGAUCAUGGCAAUAAGCGCCUAGAUGAUGCUUUUAAGGAACGUCACAAAGAGGGCGGUAAUGUUUUGCUUUUUUUUUCCGUAAACAGCUCAGGCCAUUUUUGUGGCAUGGCACAAAUGAUGACUUCAGUGGAUUACAAUUCCACAUCCACCGUUUGGUCUCAAGACAAGUGGAAAGGGAAGUUUAAAGUUAAAUGGAUAUAUGUCAAAGAUGUGCCUAAUGGAAAACUCCGACAUAUUCGACUCGAAAACAAUGACAAUAAAUCAGUGACGAACUCAAGAGAUACACAGGAGAUACCAAACACAAAAGGCAUAGAGGUGUUACAGAUAUUACACUCCUAUAGGCAUUCAACAUCCAUUUUCGAUGAUUUUUCCCAUUAUGAAAAGAAACAAGAAGAGGAGGUCUCGUCAAAGCGACCCACAAUCCAUGUCACAGAUGCCAUUAGCCAAACUCAAGUACCAAUCAACCGACAUUAUGUCCGUGAAAACGAUGAUAGAGAACGGGAACGCGAUGUGCGAGACAGCCGUAGCUUAACUAUUAAUAUGUCUCAAAAGAAUUAUUUUAGCGGUGGAAAUAAUUUUCGUGAUCGCAAUUCAGUCCAUAAAAGUGGUGCCGGCAAUUAUCACAACAGCUAUAGCGACUAUCGGCGAGGAUUCGAUUGCCAGCGACCACUUAGUGCGGCCUAUGUAACGAAGGACAGAGAAACUGUGCAGAGUGAUCGAGAAAACCAUUUUGGAUCACGUCAUGGGCCUAACAACCGAAGAGACGAACAUCCACACAGCCAUUCAACUAAAGCAAGGUUAAAUAACCGGGAUUUCAAUACUGAGCAAAUGAAAAGUGAUGUACGAUUUAGAGCCGAAAUUUCAACAACAAGGGAUUUACCAAAAACUAAUGAAAAUGAUAGGAUGCGAAACAAUGACUAUUAAAGUGACUGAGCUGCGGAAAAAAUAAUUAACUGAUUGGACGUCUAAAUGUACGCCACUUAGAAUCCUCAUGCCUGUGUGCACCCAUGAUUAGCUGAUUUCAUGAUUUUCUAAAAAAAUAAUGUGUGUACAAGCAGUAAAUUAGAAUGAUAAAAUUAAGCUGAAAAUAAAGCCAACAACCGGUAAUUAGGUUUAACUACAAUAAUAUGAUAACAUUUUUAUGUAAUUUAUUAUAUUUAUAUAAAUCGAUUGACUCUUUUUUUGAACAGUUCAUUCAAAUAUUAUUGAAUCGAUUUGUACACAAUUUAAAGUCAAGGGUUUACUUGUUUCAUUCCUUGUAGCUGCACUGCUAAUAUUAAUAAAACUUAUUUUCAUCUAUAUAAAGUGUAAACUGAGUAUGUGAAAUAAUUAAAGUUACCAUUUUCAUUA